Molecule: messenger RNA, 4534 nt
Organism: Bradysia coprophila
Lineage: Eukaryota; Metazoa; Arthropoda; Insecta; Diptera; Sciaridae
Source: RefSeq, a predicted model, not a curated record
ACAUGCACGGUAGUAGAGAGUGAGUAGCGGUGAUCGAAAUGUUUGCCUAGAACCUCCCAGUCGAACCCAGGACCUAUGCUGUUUCUAGACAAAGAGCUGAUGAAAUUCGUUGCGUUAAUUGCUACUCGUAAUUAUUUCUAUGAUAUAUUAUCGACGAGACAAUGUUUACAAACUAAACCACGCGUAAUUCUAUUUUUUAUACAUCGAAAUUGUAAUCAACAUAAAAUUCAGAAGACGCAAAACAAUUUUAGAGUUUAUUGUUGUACCAGUACAGGUCAAAUUCCAAAAGACAAUGUGUUGUUACUUUAACACCUAAUUCAACAAAAGCCCGUACAUUCUUACCAUCAUGAUAUAUUGGACUCGUCUGAUGGAAAAGAAACAUUUUUUUUUUUAUUGAUUCGCAUUUAUAAUCUUUGAAAUGAAUUUUCUAUAUAAUGCCGAAGUGAACUGUUCUCUAUGAUAGGUCAAAGUACAAGAUAAUCAUUUUCAACUAAAUAAUUUAAAUGUAAGAAAAUAUCUUAGUCUAACGACAGCGCUCAGAACGAAUAUAUAUAUAAUGAGAAUCAUGGUGUUUAAAGAUUGUUGUUAAAUUUUAUUCGAAAUCGAAAUAUUGUUAAGAAUAAUGCAAGUGUAGAACCCAGAGCAAUAUUGUGUAUAUUGUGGACUAUAGUCAAGUGAAAGUUAAACAGUCAACUACAGUUGAUAAGAACGAACAUUUUAUCGAAUAAUUGUUUUGUUUUAUAAAAAAAGGAAAAGAAAAUUUACUCGGUUAGUGUAUAAAAUGCCGGUGGCAAGUCAUGACAAUUUUUUCGGUGCCUGGGGUCGUCAAGAUUCCAACGGAAAUUGCAUUCCUUCACGCACGAUACAAUCAACCCCACGGAGUACACCGUACAAUUCUCGGCAUAAUUCACCAACAUCCGGUGGAACGCCGGAGAGUACGUCUCCGCUGUCAACAUCACCGAUCGGAACGUUGAGACGAAAUUACUCCAGCACGUUCACAUUGAUACCGGAGGAUCGUGCACUAGAGAUACCGCCGAAACGGCCAGAACACACAUCCAAAAAAGAUUCCGAACCUCAAUCGAAUAUAAUUGUCCGAAUUGUUCUGUGGAUUCCGUUGCUGAUUUUGUCAUUUGUGAAGACAAUCGUAAUUGGAAUUCUAUCUGUCAUCUUUCGGCCACUAUCAUUCGCUGCGCCGACAUUCUGGAUAUCGGCAGGGUUAUGGCUGUUCUGGAAAAUGUUUGAAUUUCCAUUCACCCUAGUCAGCUACAUUCUUCCCACGCACCGGAAUGGCGAUAGAAAUCGAACGAAACGGACGAUAAUGAUUAGUUGCGGAUCGACAGUUCAAACAUUGCAUUUGGCAAGAGAUUUUUAUUCAGCUGGUGCAAGAGUUAUUGUUUUUGAUUAUGAAGGACUGUUUGGACUGGCUAGAUUUUCGACUGCUGUUAGCAAAUAUUACACGGUUCCAAGGCCUACAUUGGAAGCGUCGCAGGACUACAUAACAUCGUUAUGUGACAUAGUUCAAAAGGAAAACAUCUCGUACUACAUUCCGGUUUGUGCUACUCAGAUGGCCUAUUUUGAUGCCCUCGCCAAACCGCACCUAGAACUGCUUGGCUGUACCUCUUUCUUACCGGGAAGUCAGGAAGUUUCGGUUUUAGAUGACAUUUACGAGGUGUUGAAAAGAUGCCGAAGUAACGAUAUACCAACGCCAAACUAUCAAGUACUCCACUCCAAGGAAGAUCUGCACCGUUUAUACGUGAACGGAUGGAUAAGCGGCUACAGAAACAUUUUAAUUGCAUGCGGUCUCAGUGGAAUAUUGGAUCGUCAAAAAUAUGUGCUACCAACGAAUCGAAGGGAUCUAAAAUUCGGUUUCGAGAUCAGUGAAAUGAAACCGUGGAUUGUAAUUCGAGAUCUACCCGGAGUGCAUUAUGUUACUUGUACAACAAUAAAAGAUUCGGAAGUGGUUGCAAAUGUUACCUGUUCAGUGCAGCAAGAAACGAGAAGUUUGAUGCCGGACAAAAACAAGGACAUAGAAGAUUGGCUGAAGGGAUUCUUUUCGAAGGUGCGUCUCCAGCGCCCAAUAAACGGACACAUAAGCUUUCGAUUCGUGCGUUGCGAACAAACGCAAACGUUGUAUCCAAUUGGAACACGGGUUGGCGUCUCAUUGCCAUACAUUUGCCAUACCGGUAUACAGUCGAGAUAUGUUAUAUGCAAACCGUGUCCGCAUUUCGUGCGCCAAAAGUCCGGUCAAAUUGAGCUGGAAAGUGGUCGCUACUGGAUUCACGACGUAUUGCUAAAUACAUUGAAACAUCCGUCAGUCGAUGCGGUUGGAAAAUUGAUCGGAACAGUUCUGGACAAACGUGAAGCACUAUUUGUUUAUUGGGAUCCAAUGCCGUACCUAGUACACUAUCAUCUUCAGUUGCCGUUUAAAUCUGUUAAGGCAUUUUUGCAACGAAGAAAAGCGUCUGGUCGCCACACGCCAACAUUGGCUGCAACAGUUUAAUCGAUUCGGACAGGAACCGAUUAGUGUUUUUGAAAUACAACAAUGGGAACGAAUGAGAGUUUGAUAUUGUGUGCUCGUAUCGUAGCAAUGUUAAUGUUUUAAUUUAACGGUUGAACUCUGGGGAGAGAGAUACUAGGACUUAUUUAUGGAGAACAUAUUGAAGUGCAUUCGAAUAUAAUUACCUACCUUACGUUAAAAUAGUCGUCGUAAACAAGAAUGAAAAUUUAAUUUUAGUGUUUUUGUUGAUCUUCAUAAGAUUUCAAUUUUAGUGUUUCUUUAAUGUAAACAAGAAACAAAACCAAAAAUGAUGUGUCUAAGUGUAACAACCAACGCAACAUUAAAUAAUUAUUUUGUAGAUAAAUUUGCUUCGAAGUUGAUAAGACACAGAGAGCCAUAGAGCACAGUUUUCAUUGUAGUGAUUUCGAAUUAUCAUUCCUAGUUGAUCCUUUUCGAGUUAGCACCUACAUCUGAAAGCCUUCACAGCAUCCUUUUUUCGGAGUAGUGAGACCGAAAGGAAACUGACCCCAAUCAUCUUCUCUAUUGUUAGGUAUUUUAUUACUGGUCUCUGUAUAAGUGUAUGAUCACUAGAACGAUACCGAAAUAUUGGGACGAAAAUUUUAAAGAUGGAAUGGAAUGGACCAGUUUUUAAAUAAUUCGAUCAAAUUCAAUUCUGUUCCACAUCUACUAUCAGGUUCUUAUAUUGGGAAGUUAAAUUCGAAUUCGGAGUAAAAAUUUCCCAAUUUCUGAAGCAAAAAAAAAAAUUCGAAAGAAAAUUCAAUAAAUCACAAAAUGUAGGUCCAGCUGACAGGACAUGUUCGGAACAGGUCAAAUUGAAUUUGUUUAAGUUUGAUACAUCAAAGCUGAUAUUUGACCUGACCUGAUAUGAGCUGAAACCUGAAGUUCGUUCAACCUUUGUUGACAGAAAGCUGAAUACUGACCUUAAGACGAUGAAGACGAAGGCUGCCAGGUAUGGUUAAACCUGACCUGCUCCGAGCCUUUAUCAUUUAUACUUAAUUUGAUUCAGGAAUUAUUUUUUUAACAUUGUGCGUAGUGGGUAAAGCUUACGAGAACCGUUCCAAUGCACUGAGAAUAAAUGUCGGCCCACUGGUAAUUCCAUAAAUUCCAAAACUAAUUCCAGCAAUUGGCGUAGUGAAUGAAAUUAUUCAAUUUUAUUCACAAAAUCAAAUUAAGCAAUAAAUAAACUACAAUAAACAAACAAACAUGCCUGAUGGGGUCAACAGCAAUAUCACUGAAAACAUUUUGUAAUAUCUCUCUCAUUAUAUAUACAGCCAUUACAUGGACGGAGGAGAGUUACUGAAAUGUUUGUUUCGGUCGAUAAGCAUUCGAUAAGGUUUUGUGUAUGUAGCGGUUUCUCACAUGUGCCACACGAAUUUAAUUAGUUAUAAUUGAAGUUAUGGUUGAAAAGGAUGUCAUACUAACAGUUUUUUCCAAUCCGGCUUUUUUUUUCCUCGCCAGUUUUUUUUUUUGUUGUUUGUUUUGCUUGUUUGUUCAGAUGACAAAUUCCGCAAGACAAAUUCAUUAUACGUUCUGGGCUUGAUAUCAUUCUCAAGGUUUAUAUUUAUACUAUAACAUGAAUAUUAAACAAAACAGACACUCAAAAAAUGAUCAUCAUUCCGUAUAGUCAAAAUAAUAACAUUCUCUGUUUUCUGGAGACUUUGAUUUAGUUCUAAUAGCGGAGUGGUAUUCUUGUAAAACAAUAAAAAGAAAUCCCAAAGCAUACAAUAUUUCCAAUACAUAAUUCUUUCCAAUUAUGUAACAAUCGGUAACAACAUGGAAACAUAAAUAAAAUUCCGGUUGGUAUGCAUGAUUUACAUUUACUCAACAUUAUUGCUCGUUUAUUUGGUUGUUGGUUUAUUUUAUUUUUUUCCCUGUAGUUUCGUUUGCAGCUCUAAAAAAAAAAAUCGUUUUGAUUCCUUUUUCCGAAUAUAAUACAAAAUUCUAUAUAGAGUCAAUGCACGCAAUGUUGUUAUGAUUUUGUCGAACAGAUAAAUCAAUUCAUUACACAAGAGAAAG